Aureobasidium musti is the source of this 4470-nucleotide messenger RNA. NCBI's taxonomy places the organism in Eukaryota, Fungi, Ascomycota, Dothideomycetes, Dothideales, Saccotheciaceae. The record is from the annotation of a GenBank genome assembly.
AUGCCCCGCGAGUUGAAGAAGAGAGGCCGCAGAGGCGAGGAGAAGAAGAGAAAGCUGGAAGAAGAGGAGGAAACACACCAAGAAUUUGCGCAACCGAAACGACAAAGAACAGAGGACGGUGUCGAUGCAGCAGCCGAACAACAAGACUUUGUCGGACUUGGCCAGGACGGCGCAUACACCAAUGGCGACUACCAAGACGGAGAAGGUCAUGGCCCGCCCGUGGAACAGGUUUUCUUCGGUAUGCUGGACGAGGAAGAGCAGGAAUACUUCAAGCGCGCCGAUGAGAUGCUCGAGAUGAACAACUUUGCCGAUGCUGACGAGAGGUCGCUGUUCCUGGCCAACGUGUAUCGUGAAGCCAAUGGCAAGGAGCUCAAGAUUGCCAACAGUCAAUCGUGCUCGAGAUUGAUGGAGAGAUUGAUUCAACUGUCGACACCGGCCCAACUCAAGACGCUGUUCCAGAAGUUUAGCGGCAACUUCAUGCACCUGUUCCAACACCGCUUCGCCUCGCAUUGUUGCGAGAAGCUCUUCAUCCAGGCCGCCCCUGUCGUCACCGAAGAACUGCUUCAUCCCCCAAAGCCAGAAGACCAGACAACUGCCGAUGAUGACGUCUACGUUAGUAUGGAAAACCUCUUCCUGUUCACCCUCGGAGAAAUGGAAGGUAAUGUUGGUUUCCUCAUGACCGACCGCUUCGCCUCGCACACUCUACGCGUUCUGCUCCUUGUCUUGGCCGGCGAGCCUCUCUCCGACUCGACCAACAAGUCUCUGAUGCAAAGUAAGAGAAAGGAACAUGUCACUGUCAACGGCACCACCAGCAAUGACAAGGAAGACGCCACACCCAAGGACAAGGAAGACCGUCGACCCGUCCCAAAAUCCUUCACCGAAGCUCUCGAAAAGCUCAUGACGGCUAGUGUAUCGGGACUUGACACUACCAGCCUUCGUGCACUUGCCACACAUCAACUUGGCAACCCUGCCUUACAACUUUUGAUCAGACUCGAGCUCACUCAUUUUGGCAAGUCAAAAGCAAAGGACGAGAACUCCAUCUUCCGUACUCUCCUUCCAGACGACCCCAUCACCCCAGAGUGUGACAGCGCUUCUUUCAUCAAUGGCCUUUUGUUCGAUCCCAUUGGUUCUCACCUCAUCGAAUGUAUCGUCGAGCAUGCACCAGGAAAGAUGUUCAAGAGUCUGUACAGAGGUCUCUUGAAGGAUCGCAUGGCAUCGCUGGCUCGCAACGAAAUUGCUUGCUACGUUGCCUGCAAGGUACUCGAGAGAUUGAGCAAGGACGAUCUCCUGGAAGCACACGAGCAGAUUUGCCCUCAGAUCCCUAGUCUUCUUGAACGCAACCGCUUUGCAGUCAUCAAGACCUUGAUCGCCAGAUGUGCUGUCAGAGAAAUCGACAGCCAGGCCAUUGCCGUACAACUCAGCGAAGCAUAUAACGGUCCCGAAGGCUUUGACAUUGCCAAGUUACUCAAGCCCGACACUGAUGAAGCAGCAGCAACAAACGGCAACCCACCACCUGAAGGCAUGCCCGCACACAUUGCCGAAGAACGCACAAACCCCCACACCAUCAAGCUCCAAGGCUCUCUGCUCGCCCAAUGCAUGAUCCUAGUGCCCGGAGCUUUGAGUGCCUUGAUUCUCGAAAGCCUUGCAUCCCUCCCUCCCACCACAUUGCAGAAAAUGGCCAGCGACACCAUCAUCUGCCGCACCCUUCAAGCCGCAAUGACAUCCCACAACGCCUCCAUCAUCUCGCGCCGAAAACUGAUCCAGCAAUUCUUCGGCCACAUUGGCGAAAUGGCACUAGACAGCAAAGCCUCGCGUGUAGUCGACGCCAUCUGGGAAGGCACCCACGGCCUGGCCUUCAUUCGCGAACGCAUCGCCGAAGAAUUAAACGAGAACGAAGCUUCCCUGCGCGACAACCCUUGCGGACGCGCCGUGUGGAAAAACUGGAAAAUGGACCUCUACAAACGACGACGCGGCGAAUGGGUCAAGCAAUCCAAAAUCAAAGCUUCCAACGAUGGAUUCCAAAGCUUUUCGGAAGUGGAUACAAACCUCAAAGCAGCAAACAAUGUACAUGCGAACAGAAAAACUAGACAUGGACAGCAACAAGCAGCUAAUGCAGCAACACAACAACAACAACAAGCAGGCACGGAAAGAAAAGUGCGAUCCAAUUGGCGAGAGAGACAUGCUGCCAACAAAGCGAGAUCGCAACAGGCGAGAGAGAAACAUGUGGCUGGAGGAAGCAGACCUAGUGGCAGUUCGAGCUCGAGUAAACAUGCUUCGGGAGCGAAUGCUCUCCUCAAUUCGAUCCAAGAACUCAUUAUUCCUUUUAUCCGCUCUGCAGAUGAAGAUGCUGCUAUCAAACACACUGGCCAUGGUCUCGCCAUCGAAGGCAAAGGUCCCCGAACCGCUCUCGUCGAACACCAUCCCCCCAACAAGCUAAAAUCGCUCUUCGACGUCCAACUCCCCGAAGCUUCGCAAGGCAAAACCGGACUCUUGGAAGUUGUGCAAAAGCUGUUGAAAUACAGUGUCAACACUUGGGAUCAAGGCUUCAUGGAUAAGUUGUACGCCUCCACCAAUGCCGUCGGUGUGGUCUCUGAACUGCUGCUCGCGGUUCUAAACACAAACUUGCACGUCUAUCAAGUCUCCCCCGCCUUGACGAUUGUGGAAAAGACUACGAGUAAGGCUUUGGCAAAUUUGUUUGGCUUUACUGGUCCUCACGGCGGUGGCAUUUCUCAACCUGGAGGCUCGGCUAGUAAUGCGACUAGCAUUGCCAUUGCGAGAAAUACACUUUUCCAGAAACCAAAACGGAAGGGAUCAAUGGAAGGAGGUUUACGCUGUUUACCUCUGCGCAUGGCGGCGCAAAUGUUUGGAUUCGGGUCUUCCGCUGUCAUUGGCGUUGCUGUAGACAAACAAGGCCGCAUGCUUCCUUCUGCUCUGGACGAAGCAAUCCAAAAAUCAAAGGAUGCAGGCGAAGUGCCCUUCUACGUCAACGCCACUGCUGGAACGACUGUCCUUGGUUCCUACGACCCCAUCUCCGCCAUCGCCGACAUUUGCCAAAAACACAAACUCUGGCUGCACAUCGAUGGCUCUUGGGGUGGCCCUGUGAUCUUCUCCGCCACCCACAAACACAAGUUGGCAGGUAUAGAAAAAGCAGAUUCCAUUGGCGUAACCCCGCACAAAAUGCUCUCAGUACCCAUGACUUGCUCCUUCUUGCUCGGAAAAGACAUGAGAAACUUUCAAAAGGCAAUGACUUUGCCUGCUGGUUAUCUGUUUCACAACCCUGACGAUGAAGAUGCGUCUAUUGCUGAUGUUGGAAAUAACACAACGACAGAUGUCAAUCGCCCUGAAGCGGAAAUCUGGGAUCUGGCGGAUUUGACACCUCAAUGCGGACGCAGAGGCGAUGCGCUAAAACUCGCUUUGUCUUGGAUAUACUACGGCAGUGAUGGUUUCGAAGCUUCCAUCGAUGCUGCUUUUUCUGCCGCUUCCACCCUCGCUUCCUUGGUCUCUACCAAUUCUGCAUUUACUUUGGUCUCAGAGAACCCACCUCCGUGUUGGCAAGUCUGCUUUUACUACAACAAGCAACAAGACCCGGAAACCAAUUCGAGGAUUACGGAAAUGGUUACGAAGAGAUUGAUACCCAGAGGCUUUAUGGUUGAUUAUGCACCUGGAGAAGACGGAAGGUUUUUCAGGGUUGUGGUUAAUCCGGCGACGAGGAAAGGGACUUUGGAGGGAUUGGUCAAGGCUAUUGAGGAAAUUGGCAAUGAGGUCAAGUGGGAUAUUACAGUCAUGACGAAUGUACAUAUGCGUAUGCGUGUGCAUGUAAAUCAAGAAAGCAAAAAGAGCGAGAAGCUGAGACGAGAGGUGGAUGGUACAACAAACCGAGGGUUUGCGAGAACCGCAGUAACCAAGGCCGUUCAGUUGACCAAGGGCGAAGGAGGACGAUCCACAACGCUCCACACUACCAAUCUAAUGACGACUCCCGUACGGAGCAGACCCAUUGCUCCAGAGACGUUCGUUGUUGUUAUCAACGCAUCGAUAGUCGAGUUUUUUUUGGCAGGCUCGAAUGUCCCAGCUGCUGGAGAGCUUCUUACCAAGAGCAUCAACGCUCUUCCUGUUGACGCCGAUAUAUCCGCACCCGUUACCAAGCGCGCUGUAGCCAUUGAUCUCGGCGGUGUCGGUGCCGAGCUUAAGCAGCGCGAGGUUGCGGAUGAGAAGCGUAACCGCGAAGCAGAUGCAGAGGAAGAGAAGCGUGCUGUCUCUGUCGACCUUGGAAGUCUCGGUGUCGAUAUCAAGAAACACGAGGCAGAUGCAGAGAAAGAGAAGCGCGCUGUCUCUGUUGACCUUGGAAGUCUCGGUUUCGAUAUUAAGAAGCGCACACUCCUCGAUGGUCUCGACAUCCAAGGCUCGGACGUUCCUCUGCUGGGAGAAUUGCUGACCAAGAUUGUGGAUUCCCUCAAGGUGAGUCCGGAGUAA